This is a messenger RNA of Colius striatus (speckled mousebird), 2309 nucleotides long. RefSeq names its product G protein subunit gamma 4 (gene GNG4). The record is from RefSeq and is a predicted model, not a curated record. Gene Ontology annotation, cellular component: heterotrimeric G-protein complex. The coding region runs from base 150 to 374 and encodes 74 amino acids. The transcript is spliced from 3 exons. NCBI's taxonomy places the organism in Eukaryota, Metazoa, Chordata, Aves, Coliiformes, Coliidae. Gene Ontology annotation, biological process: G protein-coupled receptor signaling pathway. Gene Ontology annotation, molecular function: G-protein beta-subunit binding.
CGUCAGCGCCCGCCGCGCCAUGUGCCGCCGCCGGGCGCCGAGCCGGGCUGCCAGCAGCCUCCCGCGGCCCUUGCUUGCUGCCGCCCUGAACGGUGCGUGACCCGGCGGCGCCGGGAGAGACCUCGCCGCCGCGCGGGAGAAAAAACAAAAUGAAGGAACUAGUGUCAAACAACACAACCAAUAUAUCUCAAGCCAGGAAAGCCGUGGAACAAUUAAAAAUGGAAGCAUACAUGGAUAGAAUGAAGGUAUCCAAGGCUGCAGCAGAUCUGUUGGCAUAUUGUGAUGCUCAUAUUGCAGAAGAUCCCCUCAUUAUUCCAGUGCCUGCAUCUGAAAAUCCCUUUAGGGAGAAGAAACUCUUUUGUACUAUCCUUUGAGUUAGUUUUCAAUUGAAAAUGUAAUCAGCUAAAAUUUGCUAUCAGUGUUGCAUGCAUUUAUUUUUAGCAUUUUUUUCUGGAGAUGUCAAUACUUAACCUUUAAGUACAAUAUUUUUAGACAAUAGUGCAUUUUCUGGUUAAAAAAAAAAUAAACCCCAGAAAUUGUAAAAAGUUCAAGGUAACUCUUGUCUUUCAGACCAGUGUACAAGUUUAAUUCUAGUUCCUCAUAAAGAUUCCUUUGGUCUUAAUGAAAGUAUUGAGUACAGUAUCAAAUUGUAGAUAUAUUUGCCAGUCAUAGAUUCUUCUGAAACCCAAAUGAGUUAUACCAAUUCUGAAGCAAUUUGUAUAAUUCUUAUUUUUUUAGGAAGGUGUAUUUAAUUCAUUUGCCUUUACAAAUUUGUAUCUAAAAAGAGUAGUGUGACCUUUCCUAAAGGAGCACUGUGUAGGAGGAAGUGUCAAUGAUUUUGGAAGAAUCAGUCUUAUACAGUAAGUGGUGUUUAUAAAUAUGUUUUGUGAAGACUGUAAUAAACUAGAUUACAAAAACAAUCUUAGUAAAGCAACGUUGUAACUACAAGCAAAAUUAAGAUGUAUAGUUACACACCAGGACUGCAUCAAUAAAACUGUAGAAAAAAUGCAUCAGUAUCUUAUAUUGAAUUAUAAUGAUUCAAAUUAUUUCAGAAAGUAAACUGAACUGUAAUAUAUCAGCUGUUCCUGAGGGUCUUGGGGAGGGUGAUGAAUUCUGCCCUGAUAAGUAGGGGGAGGGAAAUUACAUUUCCUAAGUAGCUCUUUACGUGCUUUCACCCAUGAGAGUAAGAGCUUAUGGGGGUGGGGAGUAGUGGUAAAAAUAAAUGUUGUUCUAGAAUAUGCAGCCAGCCGACUAUGCCAUUGGCAGCCACUAAGUUUGCAUUUUUUGAAGCCACAGGUUAGUAAUAAGGUGAGUUACCAACAAGUAAUUUGUGGAGGUUCUGUGAGGUUUUUUGUUUUGACUUUGUUUAAAGUGCAGUGGGAGGAAGAGGAUGAGAUAUGGAAUAUGACUGACCUGUAUUCUUCCUUAAGUAAAAUAAAGCCCAAUCAAAGCAUAUGAUGGAAACAAGUGUUACGUUAUGGACUUUGGUUGGGUUUUCUUGAAAAUUCUCCUUAAAAAAAAGUGAAAAUUCCUCUGGUGUAGUGAGUUCUCUCACUACAGUAUUGUCUAUGUGCAGUGUGUCACUAUACUGGAAAUGUCACUCCUCAGAAAUGCCUGUGAAGUCAGCCCCACACAUAAGGUGGGAGACAAGUUUUUUGGAGUCCCAACUAAGUUGAGGCUCUGAACAGGGGCUUAUAAUGGAAUAUGGUUCCUCCCCAGAAAUUUAUAUUCUAUGAGCAUCUUAAAUGCAAGGCAAAGACUACUUGAGGAACUGAGGGCCUUGGGGUAUACUGAAAUGCUAGCUUCAGAUGCUAAAAAAAGGGCCAUUUUGUGAAAUAGCUCAAAGUGCACUUACCUUCUCCACCUUAUUUUUAACAGCAUCCAUCACUGUUUGUUGUAGUGUUUUGUGCAAGGGCAAUACAAGAUGUUUUGCAUUGUAGAGGUGGUGUUUUCUUUGCUAGCCAAUGUGGCUAAUGUGCUGUUCCCAGCUGCAUUCAGCUACUGGCCUAGUCCCACCAGACAGGUGGCUUUGUACCGUAGUUCUGCUUUGCGCCAGCUCAUUCAGUACAUCUGCCAAACACAGGCCCUCUGUGUUAAUUUACCUCUUGUAAAGCCCCAAUAUUCCUUUUAAUCAGUGGGGAAUUUUGGCAUGUCAUUCAUUUAAAGAUUUGGGGUUUAAUUUGACAGCUGAAGACAACAGUAAUCUAGUAGGCACGGAGGUGCUUCACAGUACCUGUUCUGAAAAACAUUCCAAUAUCUUGACCAGGUCUUGGCUAGGUUCACCUUUCAUUCCUAUUUCAAAAUUUUCA